This is a messenger RNA of Ciona intestinalis (vase tunicate), 2983 nucleotides long. The record is from RefSeq and is a predicted model, not a curated record. NCBI's taxonomy places the organism in Eukaryota, Metazoa, Chordata, Ascidiacea, Phlebobranchia, Cionidae.
UAUAUAAGUCUAGUUAUGGAGUCUUUGCAGCCUGAUAUCAGCGGUGCUCCUUUCGGUAGCCAGGGAGCUAGUUCGGCUGGGGAGAGCGUUUAUUUUACUGCUAAAAGCGAAGAAGACUUGAAUGCCGGAAAACCUAACGGUGUUGCUGCCAUUGUGGUGCAUGCGACUGAUAAAGGCAACAAAGAACUGGUUGAAAGUUCUGGAGGUGUAGACAGAGUGGUUUUGGGGCAAGAUUUAAACGCACAGUCCCCGCUUUUGGUAGAAACUGAAAAACGUUCCACAAAAAGCUCAGAAAAUGAAAAUCGUGCGAAAAAUUUACAUAACUCGCACUCUACUGACGCCGCUAUCCUAUUGGUCAAUGAGGAAUCAAACCAACCAAUCGGAACCGCGAAUGUAACUGACGCAUUGCUGACGUCGACACCAGCUCUAUACGUCAUCACAAACGAUGAUGACGUCAUCGAAACAGCGGUGAAAGAAGCAGCAGCCACGCCUCUUAAAAAACGAAAUCCACCAGUGAGACGGUUUUCUCUUGGGGGUAUUCCAAAAAUCUUCAUCUCUCCGGCGACACCUCGUGCCUCACCCAUCAGUGGAAAACGGAAAAUGUCUCUUCUAUCGUGCACCCGAGUAUCUUCUAUUGAUUAUGCAUUGACGUCUGAAGACAUAGAAGAACUGGAUCUUACCACCCGAACAUUAGGCGAAGUUUGUGACGUCAGAGGAGCCAUUAUUCUCAGCUAUCAUGACGUCACAAUGAAAGUGAGGGUCAUCCCGAAAGUAAAAGAAGCGAUCGGGUACUGUUAUGGAGGGGUGACACCUAAAUACGAUAAGUCCUCGGUGGAAACGGGAGACAAGAUUAUUCUAAAUGGAGUCAGCGGAGUUUUUCAUCCUGGUAUAAACGCUAUCAUGGGACCUUCAGGGAGCGGUAAAACAACGCUGCUUGAAAUUCUUGCUGGAAGAAAAAAUGGACGAGGUGUUGGGGGUAGGGUGAUGGUGAAUGGACAACCUAUUGCUGCAAAGUUUUGCCAGAAAACAGGUUUCGCUCCGCAGGAGGAUAUUUUGAACCCCGGAUUGACGGUCCGAGAACAUAUUUGGUAUUCUUUGUGUCUCAGGAGACCUGACUCCUUAACCGAGGCCGAGAAAAGUUUACUACUUGGGGAAAUUAUUUCAAGUUUAGACUUGCUCAAAUGCGCAGACAGUAAGGUGGGUAAUGCCACAAAUCAUAACAUAUCAGGGGGCGAAAGGAAACGCACAGCCGUUGCAAUGGAGCUAGCUUCCGCUCCGAAGAUCCUUUUCCUGGACGAACCGACAAGCAAACUGGACUCGAGCACGUCUAAAACUUUGGUACAACUACUGAAAAAAUUAUCCGACAACGGACGAACGAUUGUUCUUACCAUACACCAGCCCUCCUACGCCAUCUACCGAAUGUUUGAUAGUCUCACAUUAAUCGCGAAGGGGCGCACAGUGUACCACGGAUCCGCUGGGUUGGCAUUGUCGUAUUUUUCAAGCAUAGGAUUCACAUGCGAAAAAUACAACUCUCCGCCUGACUACUUCUUAGACGUCUUAUACGGAGUUUAUCCCCACAAACCCCCAACACCCAGGCUCACGUUCACACGCCCCACUAUUACCCCAUCACGGUCGCUGCGUCGAAGUAUUUUUCACCGUUCAAUCAAUAACAACGAAGAUAGUCGUCGUACAGCUACAGACCACUAUCUGGACGACAGUGUGUUUUGUAAUUUAACGCCAACUUUUACCCGUUUUGCUAUUGGCGAUAUUCCAAGAUCUUACUCUUGCGAGCUCGAUAUAACGACGGAAGAGGGCGCUAAAGCACACGCCGACAUCGGAACACACCUCGCAGAAGCAUACGUCACGUCUCAACAAAAUCUGAAAAAUCGACAAGAAUUAGCCGAGAUAGAAAAACUAACGAAAAGAACACUGGGCUACAUGUCCGAACACGAGAGUUUCAAAAUGCAUAAAUCGAACAAGAAUCUUUCGUUUGGUCUUGAAUACACACUACUGACAAGACGAGCGCUUAAAUGCUCGACCAAGAUAUUUGCUGCUUUGGGCAUAAUGAACGCUGUUAUCGGACUCAUAUUUGGUAUUCUCUAUUUCUACAAUGAAGAUUCGCACCCUACAGUACAAAACAGAUUAGGAAUGUUUUUCUAUCUCUCUGUUCACGGAGUGAUGGUACCAGCCAUGAUCACUGCAAAGAGCUUUGCUGUCAACGAGAAAUCUCUGUUCAGGCACGAGCGCAAGGGUGGGUUCUACAGAGCAUCGACUUACUGCUUAGCUCGUUGUACAGUGGUGUUGCUUGCUAGGAUUCUCUCUGCAGUUAUAUUUUCUGGUUUCGUUUAUUGGAUGACAGGUUUACAACGACACCCAGCUCACUUUAUGUCUUUCUUGAUGACAGCUUUCUUCAGCGGUUUCGCUUGCGAUGGUAUUUGCUUGUAUGCCGCACUCGCGUUUAGGUCUUUCAGCACCGGCCGACUUUUCGUUGUGCUCUACAUGACUUUGACUUCGGUGUUUGCGGGUUUCCUUCUCGAUCUGAACGAAGCCUUUCCAUGGUUGGCGUGGGUCAAAUAUAUCAGCGUGACUCGAUACUGCUACUUGGGUUGGGUCAUAAACGAAUUUAUCGAACACGACUUGGAACCUUGUCCACGUUUAUUUACGGAGAAACGGAACCAGCAUGCACUGAUGAUCAAAGAGAGAUUGACAUCUAUACAAAACGCCGGUCCGGAUGGGAGAACGAAAACGAAUAUAACGAGCUGCACUUACUAUCCUGGCGAUGCUGUAUUACCAAUGGUGGUAGGCGAUGAUGAGAUUUUUCUCCACAAGAUUUGGCUUACUGAUGUGAUAUUGCUACUUAUGGCUAUUUUUCUCUUUGUUGCUUGCUUUCUUCGUAUGAGAAAAAUGUGAUAAACUGUGUGAAAUUUGCUUCUUUGCGUUCCAGUUUGUAUUUAUGUGUUGUUUUGUAUUUGUCGAUUAAAAA